GAAAACAGAGAGGGAGGGGAUAUUCAGCUACUGUUCACUCUCCCUCACCCUUCGACACACAGCGGCAGAUCGGCGGAAGUCUCUCUCCACUGAUCCCUCUCUCUUAUUUUCUUCUCCUUCUCCUUCUCCUCCUCCUUUUUCUCUCCUUGCUCUCACCCCACCCUCUCUCGGUUCACCUCUCGUCAUCGCCACUGCAGGUUGUAGCAACGGUAGAUCUGAACUCUUUUCCGUCCGAACCAGAGCAGCGGCGACAUUCUUCUUCUUCCAAUCCCCCGAAGCCUACUGUUCAUCAUCCCCAUCUCGGAGACGAGAAGGCGACGACGGUGACCAGAGUUUGGCUUCUCUCAGAUUUCUUCCACUCUUGGGUUCUCCCGUUUCUCUCCGCGCCAGCUUCCCUCAUUAACUCCUCUCCUCCUUCUGCGAAAUCCGGAGAGAGUUUCGUCAUCUUCAACACAGUCUGUUAUCUCUCUGUUUUUGGGAGGGCUAUCGCAUAUUCAUCUGCAACGAACCGCGACCUCACUUGUUUCACAAACCUCAUCCAGAGUCCGGCGAACCCCAGGUUGGGAGGGUUCGCGCAACUGUCGUAAUCUCUGAUCACCUCCUGUAGAACGUACCGAACACCAUGAUCAGGAAGCACCAAACAUCAUGUCUGUUUGAUGCUAGAAGAUAAACCACGACAUCCCUGUUUCAGUGAUCGAAUUCGGGCCAGAAUACGCACUCCCUCAUUUUCAUCGUGUCAUCCGAAGAGAAACCUCGAGGCCGAAAUCUUCCCUUGCAGCAUUCUAAAUUCAAGCCACAUUUUAGUUAGGAGUGUAUUCGAAAUUGGAAAAUACAUGGCAUCGCUUCUGAGGAUCGAGCCAGGGAUAUCCAGCUCCACUCGUUCUCCGUCUGUUGCUCCGCCGAAGCCUCUUUUGAUCGCUACACCAUCUGCUGCAGGAGAAUUCCCGAUACUUGUGUUCCUCCACGGUUAUCUUCUCUACAACUCUUUCUACUCUCAGUUUAUCCUACACAUCGCCUCUCAUGGCUUCAUCGUCGUCGCUCCUCAGCUAUAUACUGCUGCCGGACCCGACACAAGCGAAGAGAUAAAAGCGGCUGCUGCAAUAACAGAUUGGUUGGCAGAUGGACUGCAAAGUGUACUUCCUGAACAUGUUCAGCCAUGUCUAAGCAAGCUAGGAUUAGCUGGGCACAGUCGUGGAGGCAAGGCCGCGUUUGCGCUUGCUCUAGGACUUGUGACGGGUGGUACUAGUACUAGUAGUAGUCUAAAAUUUUCGGCCCUGAUGGGCAUUGACCCAGUGGAUGGAAUGGGCAAAGGAAAGCAGACCCCACCUCCAGUCCUCACUUAUGUCCCUCGUUCUUUUAAUUUGGACAUGGGAGUGUUGGUGGUGGGGUCGGGGUUGGGCCAAGUGAAGAGGAACCCUCUAUUUCCUCCCUGUGCUCCCAAGGGAGUGAACCACGAGGACUUCUUCAAUGAAUGCCGCCCACCAGCAUUCUAUUUUGUGGUUAAAGACUAUGGUCAUGCAGACAUGCUGGACGAUGAUACCAAGGGAAUCAGAGGAAAAGCCACCUAUUGUCUCUGCAAAAAUGGCAAGUCCAGGGAACCCAUGAGAAGAUUUGUAGCCGGGAUCGUCGUUGCAUUCAUGAGGGCCUAUUUGGAAGGCAAUGCCGCUGACUUGACUGCUAUCGGGGACGGCAGCCAAGUUCCGCCAGUACAGCUUCAGACCAUUGAUUUUCUUAUUUGAAGAUUAUACAUUUUUCCUGGUAGCUAAGCUAGCUGAUCGAGGAGUAAAUUAUCUUAUAGCUAGAUGUUCAACUGUUGAUGUAUGGCAUGGCUUAUUCACUAUGAAUUAAAUCACCCAAAAGAAAAUUUACAAAAA
This is a messenger RNA of Nelumbo nucifera (sacred lotus), 1874 nucleotides long. Its product is annotated as chlorophyllase-2. NCBI's taxonomy places the organism in Eukaryota, Viridiplantae, Streptophyta, Magnoliopsida, Proteales, Nelumbonaceae. Gene Ontology annotation, molecular function: chlorophyllase activity. The record is from RefSeq and is a predicted model, not a curated record. Gene Ontology annotation, biological process: chlorophyll catabolic process.